Messenger RNA from Brienomyrus brachyistius, 3714 nucleotides. RefSeq names its product NACHT, LRR and PYD domains-containing protein 3-like. The coding region runs from base 37 to 3618 and encodes 1193 amino acids. The transcript is spliced from 11 exons. The record is from RefSeq and is a predicted model, not a curated record. Gene Ontology annotation, molecular function: protein binding. Lineage: Eukaryota; Metazoa; Chordata; Actinopteri; Osteoglossiformes; Mormyridae.
CUCAGCAGGAAUCAUCUGCUUUGGAUCAGCGACAAAAUGGAGGAACCUGCUUCUGAAAUGAGCCCCUCUGUGGAGUGUAAAACAAAGGGGACUGAGAGUGUCCUGAUGAAGAGAGCAGACUCCCCUGUACCCAGCUGUGUUUCCCUGAAGAGUGACGGGUCAAUGGGAAAUCCACUCAACUUCAGAGAGGGACCUUUCCCUACAGAUCAAAGAGACCAAAUGAAAGGAUGCAUUUCAGAUGUACAGGAUAAACCAAGUUUAUCUUCCAUAUUGAAGUCACUAGAGGAAAAUGCAGUGAGGUUCCUGAAGGAUGAGCUGAAGAAGAUCACGAGGUACCUAGAUCAGAAUUACCCAGAAUUCUCUGAACCUCAACUGGAGGAGAACAAUGACCUGGAUAGUGAUGGUCAGAUGCAGAAGACCAGUGUUAGAGAGGGAGCUCUGAAGAUCACACUGUACAUCCUGAGGACCAUGAAGCAAAAUGAUCUUGCUGACAGGCUGGAGAAGAGGCAUCUUCUGUCACAAUGUCAGCACAGAAUCAAAUGUAACCUGAAGAAGAAAUGUGAGUGUGUAUUUGAAGGGAAAGCUAAGGAAGGACAGCCAACACUUCUCAGUGAGAUUUACACAGAACUCUACAUAACUGAAGGUGGAACUGAAGGAGUCAAUGAUGAACAUGAAGUGAGACAGAUUGAAACAGCAUCCAAGAAAAGGCGAACAGAAGAUACUACAGUCAAGUGCAAUGAUAUAUUUAAACCCUUAUGUGGGCGUGAGACACCUAUCAGAACUGUACUCACUAAAGGGGUGGCAGGUAUCGGAAAAACAGUCUCUGUGCAGAAAUUUAUUCUCGACUGGGCAGAAGGAAAAGCAAACCAGGAUGUUCACUUCAUAUUUGCUCUUCCUUUCCGGGACCUGAAUUUGAUUAAGGGUGAAUACAGUCUGAUUGAACUGCUUCACCACUUUGUCCCAGAACUGAAGUCAUUUGAGUCCACUGAGCUGUUUAGGUACAAAGUCUUGUUCAUCUUUGAUGGUCUGGAUGAGUAUCGCCUUCCUCUGGAUUUUCAGAACAAUGAGAGCUGGUUUGAUGUAACAGAGAAAACGUCCCUGGAUGUGCUGUUGACUAACCUCAUUAGGAGGAAUCUGCUCCCAUCCACUCUCCUCUGGAUAACCUCCCGGCCAGCAGCAGCCAGUCAGAUACCUGCUAAGUGUGUCCACCAGGUGACAGAGAUACGAGGGUUCAGUGAUGCCCAGAAGGAGGAGUAUUUCAGGAGGAGAUUUAGUGAUGAGAGCCUGGCCAGCAGGAUUAUCACACAUGUGGUAUCAUCAAGGAGCCUCUUCAUCAUGUGCCACAUACCUGUGUUCUGCUGGAUUUCAGCCACUGUCCUUGAGAGACUUUUUAGCGAGACUGACAGUGGAAAAAUUCCAAGGACUCUGACUGAAAUGUACACACACUUCCUGAUCUUUCAGACAAGUUUAAAAAAUGACAAGUAUAGGCUACCGACCUCCGCAACCCUGAGUUGGACAAGUUGGUACAGGAAAAUGGUGGUGAGAUGGAUGAAAAACCAUGAAAGUGAGUUUAAUAAAUCUGGAAAAGAAUUCCUUUUAAAACUUGGUAAACUGGCUUUUGACAACCUUGAGAAAAGCAAUCUCAUUUUUUAUGAGCAAGAUCUUACAGAGAAUGACAUUGAUAUCGCUGAAGCUUCAGUUUACUCUGGAGUGUGCACAGAAGUCUUUAAAGAGGAGUAUGGGUUGUACCAGGAGAAGGUGUACUGCUUUGUGCAUCUGAGCAUCCAGGAGUAUCUCGCUGCUUUAUAUGUGUUUCUGUCAAACUCAUCAGCUGACUUGCUGGAGACUGCAGUGAAUCAGGCAUUAGAGAGCAAGAAUGGACACUUGGACCUCUACCUCCGCUUCCUGCUGGGCCUCUCAACAGACUCCAGUAAGACUCUGUUACGAAGGCUACUGGGACAGACAAGAAACAGCUCACAUAACAUUUGGAUAAUAACCAAAUACAUCAAGGAGAAAAUAAAGGAGAAUUUAUCUCCAGAAAGGACCAUCAACCUGUUCCACUGUCUGACUGAACUGGGUGACAAUUCUCUAGUAGAUGAAGUACAAAGAUACCUGAAUUCUGGAAACAUUUCAGCAGAUGUCCUCUCACCUGCACAGUGCUCAGCUCUGGCCUUUUUGUUACUGAUAUCAGAUGAGGUGCAGGAUGUGUUUGAUCUGAAGAAAUUCGUCAGAUCAGAUAAGGAGCAUUGGAGGCUGCUGCCUGUGGUCAAGACAUCUAGGACAGCACUGCUGAACGGCUGUAAACUCACAGAGAAAUGCUGUGAGAUGCUGUCUUCAGCUCUCAGAUCAAACUCCUCACCUCUGAGAGAGCUGGACCUGAGUAACAAUGAUCUGCAGGAUUCAGGAGUGAAGCUGCUCUCUGCUGGACUGGGGGAUUCACACUGUAAACUGGAGAUACUGAGGUUGAACAACUGUAAUCUCACAGAUAAAUGUUGUGAGGCACUGGCUUCAGCUCUCAGAUCAAACGUCUCACACCUGAGAGAGCUGGACCUGAGUGACAAUGACCUGCAGGAUUCAGGAGUGAAGCUGCUCUCUGCUGCACUGGGGGAUUCACACUGUAAACUGGAGAUACUGAGGUCAGUAUUACUGGGUAUUCCACACUGUAAACUGGAGAUACUGAGGGUGGACUGGUGUGAACUCACAGAGAAAUGCUGUGAGGCACUGGCUUCAGCUCUCAAAUCAAACUCCUCACCCCUGAGAGAGCUGGACCUGAGUGACAAUGACCUGCAGGAUUCAGGAGUGAAGCUGCUCUCUGCUGGACUGGGGGAUUCACACUGUAAACUGGGGAUGCUGAGGCUGUCAGGCUGUAGAAUCACAGAAGAAGGCUGUUUUUCCCUGGCUUCAGCCCUGAGGUCAAACCCCUCACACCUGAGAGAGCUGGACCUGAGCUACAAUCACCCAGGAGACUCAGGAGUGAAGCUGCUCUCUGCUGUACUGGAGGAUCCCAGCUGUAAACUGGAGAAGCUGAAUGUGGAUCAUGGUGGAGAGUGCAGGACCAGACCAGGCUUACAGAAAUACUUCUGCCAGCUGACGCUGGACCCCAACACAGCACACAGACGUCUGUCUCUGUCAGAGGGGAACAGGAAGGUGACACAUGAGUGGGGGGCUGAGGAGCAGCCAUAUCCUGAUCAUCCAGAGAGAUCUGACUGGUGGGACCAAGUUCUGUGCAGAGAGAGUCUGACUGGCCGCUGUUACUGGGAGGCAGAGUGGGAAGGAGAUGAAGUUCGGAUAGGAGUGACUUAUAAAAGAAUCGGGAGGAAAGGACUGUGUGAUGACUGUUUGCUUGGAUGCAAUGACAAGUCAUGGAGUCUGUACUGUAAUCCUCACCGUUAUUCUCUCUGGCACAAUAAGGAGCAGACUCUCAUACCGAUACGGCCCUCAGGCUCCCGCAGAGUAGGAGUGUAUCUGGACUGGGGGGCUGGUGCUCUGUCCUUCUACAGAGUCUCCUCUGAUGGACUGACCCCCCUGCACAGAUUCACCUCCUCAUUCACUGAGCCCCUCUAUCCAGGAUUUGGGGCUUAUUAUGCAGAUUGCACAGUGUUGCUGACGCUGGGAUAGCUCACUGCAUAAAGAGGAAUCAUUUUUACUGUUCCACUGUACGCUAUGUUACUGCUUCUCCACUGUAAAUCUCAGAUUUUUAACCUGUAUAAACCU